AGGAGGAGGACGAGGUGGUGGAGGCUUUUGGCUCAGUAAUUCGGUGCGACUUCUCCUGGUAGUCGUCGUUCGCGGCUGCGAAAAGUCAAUAAGGCGUUCGUCAACUUCGAUAGUGCAUUAACUAUCGAAGAUAGUAAUUUCGUCAGCGUAUCCGAGUACCGAGCAUUACGGAGAUAGGAAAUUCGAUUAUUACAAGGCCGUCAACGUUUCAUCGUACCACGCAGUUUCAGUAUGGGACGGAAGAAGAAGAAGCAGUCAAAACCUUGGUGCUGGUAUUGUAACAGAGAAUUCGAAGAUGAAAAGAUUUUAAUACAACAUCAAAAGGCAAAACAUUUUAAAUGUCAUAUAUGUCAUAAAAAACUUUAUACAGGUCCAGGUCUGAGCAUACAUUGUAUGCAGGUUCAUAAAGAGACGAUAGAUAAAGUUCCAAAUUCACUCCCAAAUCGAAGUAAUAUAGAAAUAGAAAUUUAUGGUAUGGAAGGAAUUCCAGCUAAUGAUUUGAAGGAACAUGAACGACAGAGAAAUGGCGGUCGACCUGGCUCUCCCAGUUCUGGUGAAGAUGAGCCAGCACCAAAGAAGAUGAAAACCGAAGGCUUAUUAGGUUCAGCGCCUGGAUCAAUAAGUGGCUCUAACAUGAUAUCGCAUGGUAUACCUGGACAUCCAGGAAUGUCCGUGGGUCAAUUUCCACCAUCCAUGCAUCAUGUUAUGGGAUCAAUGGGACACGUAGGACCACCAUUUAUGAGCCCUGGUAUGAUGUCAGGAAUGCAUGGAGUACCUCCUGGAAUGCAACCACCUGUCAGCGGAGCAUCUAUGCCAUCUCGACCUUUAUUUCCUAGUGCCACAGCUGUUUCGUGUGCUGCUUCCACUGCAGCCUCAGCGCCUUUGGGUGCUGAUUUCAAGCCCAUCACAUCUAUAGCAGGUGGUUCCAUAGGACCUGUGAAACCUACAUUUCCUGCUUAUGGAAAUUCUGAUAAUGGAACCUCAACUAGUACCAAUUCUAACGAUUCAAAAGUAAACAUGAUUGCAACGACUGGUGCAUCUAGUAAAAUAAUUCAUCCUCCAGAAGAUCUUAGUCUGGAGGAAAUUCGAGCGAGAUUACCAAAGUAUCAGCGACGACAGUCCGACGAGUCUCGCUCGGCUCAACAAGAGGUAGCGGCUCAACAUGCAGCUGCCAUGCAUCAUCAUCAUCAGCAGCAGCAGGCGCAUCAUCAGCAGCAGCAGCAGCAGCAGCAGCAACAACAGCAGCAACAGCAACAGCAACAACAGCAGCAGCAACAGGCAGCAGCUGCCUCCGCGGUCGCGGCCUUCCAGGACCAACAGCAACGUCAGCAGGCGGCCCUGAAUGCCCUGCAGCAACAGCAGCAGCAGCGUUUCCCAAGGCCACCGCAAGUGAUGGCAAUGCCGCAGGUCUCGGCGGCGAUGCCCGUGAGUUCGGUUGCGCUUAUGGCGCCGCUCAUGCGCCCAACCAUGACACUUGCGGCGCCAGCGCUCAUUCACGGAGGUAACAUGAUGCGACCGCCCCCCAUGGGCCUGCCACCAGGUAUGUUAGGAGCUGCUCUGCCACCGGGUGCAAUGCAUCCGGCUUUCGCCGCCCCGAUGGGCUUUCCAGGAGCGCCGAUGCUGGCUCCAAUGAUGCAUCCGCGUUUUAGAUGAUCGCCCCCAAUCGCGGACGGGCCUUCGACAGCGCCGUUGCACUUUGUGCUCUGGGCUCGGCCCUGAAGCCGAGAAAGAAAUACAUGGGCAGACAUCAUGUUGACGAUGAAAAAGAGAGACAUAGACGAGUAUGGCUUGCCCGCCUUAUCUCACACAC
Molecule: messenger RNA, 1810 nt
Organism: Ceratosolen solmsi marchali
Lineage: Eukaryota; Metazoa; Arthropoda; Insecta; Hymenoptera; Agaonidae
Gene: BuGZ
Product: Bub3 interacting GLEBS and Zinc finger domain protein
Exons: 6
Coding region: 232-1653 (473 amino acids)
Cellular component (GO): nucleus
Molecular function (GO): DNA binding
Source: RefSeq, a predicted model, not a curated record